CUCUGAGUGUCAACACACCUCACAUCUGUGAAAUAAACCUGCUUCCUCAUUUCAUCUAAAGUUUCAGUCGCUAUCUGAAGUCCUUUGUCGGUUUUUCAAAAGUGAGCUCUGUUCUUUGCGCUAUGGGGAAAAUAGAGUGGGCGAUGUGGGCCAACGAGCAAGCCCUGGCCUCCGGACUGAUUCUCCUCACCGGUGGGAUCGUGGGGGUGGCGGGACAGUUCAGAGGCUGGGAGUUUGCAGCCUAUGCUGUUGCUGCUGGAGCCUUUGUGUGUCUCCUUGAGUAUCCAAGAGGCAAGAGGUCCAAGGGCACUAGUGUGGGGCGGACGGGCCAAUACUGCUUCACUAUUUGUGUUAAAUCCUUUGGACCACUAACCAGAAAUUACUAUGUUAGAGCUUUUCUACAUGCAGCGUUGUGUGUUCCUGGAGGGUUUAUGCUUGCUACUGUGCUUGGGUGUGUCUGCCUCGCAAUUGCAAGUCUCAUAUACUUGAGCGCCGCUAUACGAGGUGAACAGUGGGAGCCCAUUCUUCCACGACAACAGUCUCCGAAACCCACAGCAGAGAGCAUAAAAAGUCCCCCGUCCAACCCCCCGCCCCGCCCUCCCCCGGACACACGGAGGAAAAGAGUGGACGACUUGGAGGCUGCAGCCUACGACAACCCUCUCCCUGUUACUGCCAAUGAGUAACAACAUCAUCACAUCUUACUGGAGUCAAGUGAAUGUUACGUUUUAUAUUUACAUCAAUGGAUUGCUGCCAGUAUCUAUGUUUGUAUAGAGGUUUUAGAAAUACGUAGCAAACUGAUGUUGAUGGCAUCAAUGACAAUAAUUUUACAGCCAUUAGAUUUGGUCUUAUCAGCUGAAAUGUCUGUGUGAGUAUAUAUUGUACUAUAUCGUCGCUAUAAAUUGUCUUUUAUUGUGUUUUUACUGAUUUUAAUGUAAUUUUUAUUUUUAGUCUACUUCUUCUUUCACGUCACUUAUUUCAUCAGAUUAGAAUCUCCCUUUUCAGUCUGAAGCAAAAUACACCAACUGUUACAGGAGAAAUCUUGACGUAUUUUGAUCAAAGAGAUAUGUAGUGUUCUGUGAGAACAAUGCAGUUUAAUUUGCACCUUUAUUCUUUGGCCACAGUUGACCUGUGAAGUAUUUCAAAACAGUGUGUGGCAACAUAGGCCUACUUCCUCAUAUUAGACAUUGCAGGUAAUAUUUUAACGCAACAUUUAAUACUCAAGAAAUAUACUAAAGGAAGUUGUCCUUAAAACAUAUAUUACUGAUCAAUAAAAGGUAAAACUAC
Molecule: messenger RNA, 1284 nt
Organism: Periophthalmus magnuspinnatus
Lineage: Eukaryota; Metazoa; Chordata; Actinopteri; Gobiiformes; Gobiidae
Gene: cyba
Product: cytochrome b-245 light chain
Exons: 6
Coding region: 123-683 (186 amino acids)
Biological process (GO): superoxide anion generation
Cellular component (GO): NADPH oxidase complex
Molecular function (GO): heme binding
Source: RefSeq, a predicted model, not a curated record